CUCUGUGUUUUUCCUUGAAGCAGACACAAAGUCCAGGUCCUGAUGUCUUCAGAAGGAGUUGCUUCUUUCACCAGGUUCGACCGGGUGCGGGAGAUCCCAUACUAUGACCAGGUCCCUGUUGGCUUCGGAGGGUGGGACCAGGAUCUCCCCCCGCCACCAGCACCUAUGCAUGGAAAAAUGCAGGCUAUCAGCUUAGACCCCCUUCCCCCUCCCCCUCUACCUGAACAGCCAGCUGUUGGGCUUGAAUCUUUCGACCCCCCCAGUGAUGAUGAGGACAGCUAUGACAAUGAGGAUCUUAAGCCAGUCCACCGCUUCGUCCCCGACUCUGUCAAGAAGUUCUUCCGUGGCAGUAGCAGUAAGCGUGGCAGCAAGGGCUGGUCCAUCCCGCCACCUCUACCUGCCCCUCACUCACCUGCCCCCUCGUCCAGGAAGAGUGCCAUGUGUCACACCACUGUAGGGGUCCCCUGCUCGCCCCCGCACUCUGCCCCUCCAUCUCCGUCCCUUCCCGGCUCCUAUUUGGACCCGUACGGCGGCUCUGGGGGCAGCUACACCACUCAGAAGGAGCAGGACGGACUGCUCCUGGGCGCCGAAGCCCUCAACUCUGCCUCUGUAGUACCCAGCAACCUGUCUGCCCUGACCUAUCAGGAGCGGGUGGAGGAGUAUCACCAGCGCUACGCCUACAUGAAGUCCUGGGCCGGCCUGCUGAGGAUCCUGGGGUGUGUGCAGCUGCUGCUCGGAGCAGCCGUGUUCGCCUGCGUCUGUGCUUAUGUUCAUAAAGACAACGAGUGGUUCAAUAUGUAUGGAUACUCCAAACCACAACUGUUUGGGGGGCUCGGUGGAGGUGUUGGUGGAAAUGGAUAUGGGGGCAGUUACACAGGCCCCAAGACUCCUUUUGUCCUGGUGGUGGCUGGUCUCGCCUGGAUAGUGACCGUUAUAAUGGUUGUUCUCGGGAUGACCAUAUACUACAGAGCCAUCCUUCUAGACUCUUCCUGGUGGCCGCUCACAGAGUGCUCCGUCAACCUGGUCCUGGCAGUGCUUUAUAUAGCAGCGGGGGUGGUGUACGUGAGGGACACCACUCGGGGUGGACUCUGCAACAUACCCGUCUUCAAUAAUGGACUAAACGGAGCGUUCUGUCGCACCGAGGCUGGACAGACAGCAGCCAUCAUCUUCCUCUUCUUCAACAUGGUGCUGUACUUCAUCAGCGCAGGAGUGUGUCUGAAGCUGUGGAGGCAUGAAGCAGCAAGGAUGAGGAAGGAGGGGCUGAUACAAGAGAUGAAAACUAACGGAUCAUCAGUCCCUCUUUCUAUACUGGGCUCAGCCUCCAGGGCCUCAGAGCAGACUCCUCUCCCCACCGUCCAGCCGGACAUCAUGGAUAACCCCAACAACUCUGCACCUGCUCCUCUGGUGGCGCUGGAGCCAGAGAUCCGCCAAGGCCACAUACCAGCCGGACACAUCCCCAAACCUGUUGUUAUAGCAGAUUAUGUGGCGAAAUACCGCAGCAUCCACUCAGAGGAGGAGCGGGACCAGUACAAGGCUGUGUUCAACGACCAGUACGCUGAGUACAAGGAGCUGCACUCUGAGGUUCAGGCUAUGGCCAGCAAGUUUGAAGAGAUGGACGAGAUGAUGCAGGACCUUUCCUCCCGGCCCUCCAGCCAAAUGGAGAAGGAGCGGAUCAGUGGCAUUUUAAUGGAAUAUCAGAGGAAGAAAGCUGACCCGACAUAUUUGGAAAAAAGGGAGAGGUGUGAGUACCUGAAGAACAAGCUCUCUCAUAUCAAACAGAAGAUUCAAGAGUACAACAUGAAUCAGACCAACACGCGCGGCCUGGAGGAUGCGGCGGCGCGCCUAAUGUGUUUUGUUGAUGAGCAGAGUCGCUGCUGGUUUCAUCAGGAUCAGACGGUUCAUCACAGAGCAGGGACAGUACCAGCUGGAUUCAGUAUGCCGGGCAAAAAACACAACCCCCCCCCACACCACUCCAGUGGUAGCAAACACCACAGCAGCAGACACAGGCACAGUGAGUUCGUGUCCAACCCGGCCUAUUCCUACUACCCAGCAGACAAGAUGCUGCACUUCUACCGCUGGACUUCAGAGCCGGGGGUGAUGAAGAUAUUGUGUAUCAUCAUCAUUGUCAUGUGCGUGGCUGUGUUCGCCUGUGUGGCCUCCACGCUGGCAUGGGACUACGAUAUGAGCCUCAUGGGUCUGGGAGGUGGAGGCUUGGUGCCGGGUUACGGUGGCGGCAGUUACGGCGGCGGCAGUUACGGCGGCGGCGGUUACGGCGGCAGUUAUGGCUCCGGCUCGUAUGGAGGCGGCAUCGGCGGUGCCGGAUCCUAUGGCUACGGGCAAGUGCAGAUGGACCCAAGAGCUGGCAAAGGCUUCAUCAUUGCCAUUUCAGCCAUCACCUUCAUCGCAGUGCUCAUCAUAUUCGUGUUGGUUGUGUCGAAACAAGAUGCUGCCCGCUCACCAAAGUUCUACUUGGCAACCAUCGUCAUCUGUGCCAUCUUAGCAUUCCUCAUGAUCAUUGCCACCAUUGUGUACCUGGUGGCGGUGAACCCGACAGCUCAGUCCACAGGGUCCGUCUACUACAGCCAGAUCCGCCAGCUGUGUGCCCAGUACCAGACGCAGGACCAGGCCCAGGGCAUCUUCCUCAACCAAUACCUCUACCAUUACUGUGUGGUGGAACCCCAAGAGGCCAUUGCUAUUGUCCUGGGAUUCUUGGUGUUUGUUGCCCUCAUCAUCCUGCUGGUGUUCGCAGUCAGGACCCGCUCGAAGAUCAGGAGGUGGGGCCAGGAACGCGUUCUCUGGGAGGAAGUGAAGGUCAUCAGUGAUGGUCUACACACCAGUGUCGGGGAGUGGGUGACCAAUGUGUCUGGUAACCCAGAGGUACUGGUGAGCGACUAUAAUGACAAAGUGGGGGGGUCCAAAGACUAUCUGGACAGACUGGACCACAACAAGCCUCUGUACCUGCCAGGAGACUCGGACAUCAGCAGCUCUGUGGGAGGCUUGAAGCCCUGGCUGAAGGACUACGACGCUGGUGCAGAGUCUGGGGACGACCUGGAGGAAGAGGACUUCAGCGUUUUGUUUCCUUCCAUUGUGAAUGAGCAAGAACGUCUGGACUACAAACGGGAGUUUGACCGGGAUCACCAGGAGUACAAGAGCCUGCAGGCUGAGCUGGACAGAAUAAACCAAGACCUGGCUGGUCUGGACAGAGAGCUAGCCCGACACCCUGCAGGCAGUCCACACUUCCUGGAUGCAAUGAAUGAAUACACCAGGCUGAAGAAUCUCAAGAAGUCCCCAGACUACAAAAUCAAGAAGAAGAGGUGUAAAUAUCUCAGGUCCAAACUGUCGCACAUCAAGAGGAUGAUCAGUGAAUACGACCGUCGCCCUUGAAACUUUAGCUCUGACCCUUCAUACAGGCAAAGUGACACAUGUGCAGCUGCGCCGCACUGUGUUCCACUUCCCCUGCUGCUGUCAUGCUAUAUUUGUAUCAAGCUAUUAAUGAAGAUUUUUUUUUCCACAGACGAGCAGGGUUAAGAAAUAUGUUUUGAACAAUUCUUCAACCUCUGUAAGUUUCUAUAAGAUCAAUUUUAAAGAACAAUGAAGGUGUAUAAAUGUGAUAUCAAAUGUUUUUGUUUCAGUAGUUCAGCAGUUAUUGUGCUUCUUUUAUAGCUUUUUAUUUUAUUUUUUAUUUUAAAUCAUGUUUGACAGUUUCAUGUAAAAUGAAGGCACAACUAAGACAUGAAUUUGUUUGGCAUGAUGAAGUCAAUGACCAUCCCUUGUAAAUAAUGUCCAUUUUUAGUCUUUAGAAACAAUUGCAGAUGUUCUGUAAUAAGCUUUUCUGUACUUUUUUUAUGCUGUUUUUCUGUAAAUGAUGAAACCCUCUUUGCCGUUGAGAUAGUAAGUUAUUAUUUUUUCACGGUAGAUAUAAGGAGAAGCCCACGUGUAACUAACUGAUUAAUAAUGGCCCCUCCCCCUUUAGGUGUGCCAUCAACAUUUGUCCUUUACUGUAAUGAGUUUUUCAUUUCCAUCUUAUUCAAAAACCAGUAAACAUUCCUCUCUGCCUCCAUCACUUCCUCUUACUUUGUCAGUAUAUUUUUGUUUUUGAUGGAAACCUUGCAUGUUGGCCAGUUUCUCUGAACUGAUGUGUGCAGCAUGUAUGUGUUUGUGUGCAUUCACAAAAUUAUAUCCGUAGAAAGUAUAUAAAUUAAAAUAUUAGUUGUUAAUGA
Seriola aureovittata is the source of this 4220-nucleotide messenger RNA. RefSeq lists its product as uncharacterized. Lineage: Eukaryota; Metazoa; Chordata; Actinopteri; Carangiformes; Carangidae. The coding region runs from base 43 to 3384 and encodes 1113 amino acids. The record is from RefSeq and is a predicted model, not a curated record. Gene Ontology annotation, biological process: bicellular tight junction assembly. The transcript is spliced from 15 exons. Gene Ontology annotation, cellular component: bicellular tight junction; apical plasma membrane; cytoplasmic vesicle.